AUGCAGAUAGAAUGGAUAGGCACAACAUCACAGUUUGAUAUUGCUCAUCUCUCAAUCGAUUAUAAAACAAUUGAAGAAAAUGAUUUUAGCUGGAAAUUGCAGAUCGACAGUAUUGAUAAAGCACAAGAAGAGCUCAAGAAUCCCAAGGACUUGGAAGAAUUCAAUGAUGCUUUAAACUAUGUUUUAUCAGUUAUUAAUCCACCACCAAUACCUCAACAUCAUGCAACUNUCAAUAUCUUAAUUAUAAGCUAA
Molecule: messenger RNA, 252 nt
Organism: Rotaria sp. Silwood2
Lineage: Eukaryota; Metazoa; Rotifera; Eurotatoria; Philodinida; Philodinidae
Source: the annotation of a GenBank genome assembly